Molecule: messenger RNA, 489 nt
Organism: Penicillium daleae
Lineage: Eukaryota; Fungi; Ascomycota; Eurotiomycetes; Eurotiales; Aspergillaceae
Product: rhodopsin family protein
Exons: 7
Coding region: 1-489 (162 amino acids)
Source: RefSeq, a predicted model, not a curated record
AUGGCCUCACGUGCCGACCGCCAAGCAGCCAAGCCACAGCGCCGCCCCAAACGCCGCUGCCUUUUCCAUGCACCUUUCCUAUCUCACUUUCUCCAUCUCUCUCCAACAUUUGCCGUCAUCAUGGCGAUCUGUAUCACCUUUGGCACCCAUGAAUUCACCUCCAUGCUGGAGGGCUACGAGAAUGUCCGAGCUUACUGCUACAACUGCCAACACUGGAAUGGACAUUGCCUAACCCGAUGGCCCUUCUUCACUGUGUGCUUCAUUCCCGUGAUCCCGCUAGCCACACAUAAGUACAAGGAGGUUACUUGCUACACUUGCCGCUUUACUCAAGACCUACGGGAUCGGCCUGAUAUCACGCCGGAGACAAGACCACCUCCACAUAUGCAAUGGGGUCCCCAGCCUCCCCCUGGCGCUCAAUGGCAGCAACCUCAACUGCAGUCGCCUCCAGUGGCUCACGGAGCCCAGCAAAUGCCUGAGAGCUACAAGUGA